Messenger RNA from Caenorhabditis remanei, 219 nucleotides. RefSeq lists its product as uncharacterized. The transcript is spliced from 2 exons. The record is from RefSeq and is a predicted model, not a curated record. The coding region runs from base 1 to 219 and encodes 72 amino acids. Lineage: Eukaryota; Metazoa; Nematoda; Chromadorea; Rhabditida; Rhabditidae.
AUGCAAAAGCGAUUGCUGGAAAACUACGAGCAGCAAUCGCGUAUCCAAUCCAUUGAAGACAUUCUCCAAAGAGCUCUCGGAGGAUGGUCUCAUUCCUUCUCUCACUCUCAUGAAUUCCAUGGACAUCAUCACGGAGGCUUGCUGGAAGGAGGCGGAUUCAACCCUUAUGGCGGAUACUAUCACGGAAACCAUUGGGGAAGAAAGAAGUUAAUGAAAUGA